CAACACGGAUCUCGAGCCCCUCAAAAGGCAUUGCACUUCAGUUUGCAUUGUGGGGGACUUGUGUUGUUCCAGUUCUUUGAGAUUAAAAACACAACCCAUGUAACUUCCUUCUUGAGUGGAGCCGCCGAAGGUGUGAAAGCUUAACGCCCAGCCGCCUGUCGCCACCCCCGGCAUGACUAAUGCCGAUAAAGAACGGUUCAACGACAGGGGGAAAGCACCCUAUUGGUAGCAACUGCACGCUGGGCACCAAAUCAUAAGCACUGGUUUGUCACGCGUGGGCCAAGCUAUCGAUUAAUGGAAGUGAGAAAAGGCACCAGCCGAGCAUACUGUCCCGAUUGACUGUGAACUUGCGCAGCCGUUUUGUGUUUGGUUCUUGUUCUACCGCCGGGAUAUAGCGUGGCGGACCAAUGUCAAGCCGGGGCGGGAAACUAGAAAUGGACCUAGAAAUGUGCACUAGAAAUUAAAAGACACCCCACAGAUUGAUUGUGGCGGCGUGCAAUGUUCUAGCCGUACGGCGUGCACAUUUGCAAACUAAACCCUGCCCCGAAGCGUGAACUUGGGUGGAGUCCAUAUCCUGGAGUCUACGGGUAAUGGAAGAAAAAUAAAGCCACAUUGCCAUAAAAAUGGGUGCAUGCUGGUCUGGUCGGGCUGCCGUUUGUUGUUGUGGUUGCUUUUUUUUUAUACAAUGUCACAUUCUGGUUCUGUAGGUCGUCCACUUGUGGGAGGCGGCCUAGUUCUCUAAUCAAAGCAAACAAAACCACGGAAACUUCAUAAGGGUAUAAAAGGCUAUGGACAAGAAGUUAGAAUUGUUACUUUAACUCAUUUCCUCGUCCAGAUCGGGACAGAACGCCGGAGUAGCAGCAGCAAAACAACACCGAUGGAUCCCUACAGCAGAGUGCUCCGAAUUGCACUGGCAAUCGGUAUCGUGUCAUCGUUUGUGGGCCGCAUAGACGCAUCGUUUCCCGGUUUGUCGCUGGAAGGAUGGCCUUACUUCUAUCCACUCGGACCGUGGCACGAUCACACCCCAAUCCAACCGUACAACGAGCCCGUCCCGAUCAUUCCUGUUGUGGCAGCGCAGCUGGCGGAAUAUCCUGGCGCGAUGUCGAUCGCCGCAACACGUGGUGCUGUUCAUAUAGCACCACUUCCAGGACAUUCGAUUUCACAGUUCCAAUACAACCUGGACGGUCCACCGGGGACGUACUAGAACACACACACACGUACAUUAAAAACACGCAACACUGUUCACUUAAAACUUAGUCAAUAAACAGCUGUAUUUCUCGCAGAACUCUCCCACCGGAA
Messenger RNA from Anopheles coluzzii, 1299 nucleotides. RefSeq lists its product as uncharacterized. The record is from RefSeq and is a predicted model, not a curated record. The transcript has 2 exons. Bases 878 to 1204 code for a protein of 108 amino acids. Lineage: Eukaryota; Metazoa; Arthropoda; Insecta; Diptera; Culicidae.